AUGGACACGGAGAUGACAAACAAGCAAGAGUCUACGGUCGUAAAGACCCCAGCAGAGGGCAAAGAAGAAGCACUCAUACCCGUGAUUAUGCAUGGCCCAAGGCCUCUUCAAUACAAGAGCAAAGUUCCCUAUGAUUUCAAUUAUUACGGAGAUUUCUACUUCGCCUCCAGUAAUCAUCGCAGGGAAAGAGUCAAGGAAAUACGAAGCGCUAAACUUGGAACGGCAUAUGAUAAUUCUGGUGAAAUGGGUGACAGAAUCGUUGUCUAUCAGAGACUAACUCCGUUCAGAUUUAUGGAUUUACCUGCCGAAGUGCGAAAAAUCAUAUUUCAAUUGAUCGCCUCUAUAUUUCUCUAUUUUGACCCCAAAUUGAAGGCUCAUGUCAACCGAAUUGCUCUCGGGCGCUAUGAUCCGUGGAGAGUGCACUACCAGUCGUGUUACUCAACGGGAUUUGAAGAAUUCUUGAAGGAAGAGUAUCACUCAAAACAUCACUUUUCGCCAGAGGAAAAAGCGAAACUAUAUCCAGAAUUUGUCAAGGGCGCAAAUGAUAUUGUGUGGACCCACAAAGAUCACCCGAAUAGAAACGAAAAUUAUUUGCAGAUUGUUGAUGUAGGAGAGCCCUUAAACAAUGACGAGCAUAAAUCGCAGGAAAGGGUCCAUUGGAAGUACCUUGAUUGGUUUCGAAAAUUGGCAAAUGUUAGUAGGCAAUUCAGGUUGGAGCUUGGUUUUAUAAUAUGGGAGAGAUCUAAGAUUUACUGUAGAGGUGAUAAGAAAAUUUUGGUAUUAGGCCAAUUCUUGGAAGCAAGUCCAGGAAUAACGAAAGGGAUCAGGGAGCUUGUAGUCUCUAUUUUUCAGCUCGUUGAACAUUGGGAUGACACAAGUGUUGAAGAUGAAUGGGAUUACAUUAUGCGUGAAGGUAAUUUCAUGGAAGUGGUGUCACAAAAUUUAAACUUGGAUUAUCUCACGCUAAGUAUUAGCGGUCCGAAGAGCUCUAUUAUUGAACUCGCUGUAGGGAAAGGUGUAAUGAAAGUCUUGACCGAGACUCGAGCGCUGAAAGUGACUAAGGGAUUUCACAUUGAAAUCAGUUCGAUUCAUCCGGAAAACAAUGAUGGCAAUGAAACUGCCAGAAAACUUGCCGAGUUCAGAAUCGAAUGGGAGCCAAAGAUCACAGCAGCACUCCUACCCGAUGUUUUGCGGCCUCAAACACCGAAAACAGACAGAAAUCAUUAUCUUGAGUCUCGAGCAAAGCAAAAGAACAAGAGAUCGGCCCUAUCGACUAGAGAAGAUUGCUAUCCAAUGUUUGGAUUGUGGCUGGGAACGAAUGAGGUUAUUGGGUCAAGAUGA
This is a messenger RNA of Botrytis byssoidea, 1341 nucleotides long. RefSeq lists its product as uncharacterized. The coding region runs from base 1 to 1341 and encodes 446 amino acids. The transcript is spliced from 4 exons. NCBI's taxonomy places the organism in Eukaryota, Fungi, Ascomycota, Leotiomycetes, Helotiales, Sclerotiniaceae. The record is from RefSeq and is a predicted model, not a curated record.